Molecule: messenger RNA, 2649 nt
Organism: Galleria mellonella (greater wax moth)
Lineage: Eukaryota; Metazoa; Arthropoda; Insecta; Lepidoptera; Pyralidae
Product: zinc finger protein 62 homolog
Exons: 8
Coding region: 147-1217 (356 amino acids)
Cellular component (GO): nucleus
Molecular function (GO): zinc ion binding
Source: RefSeq, a predicted model, not a curated record
AGUAUCUGUCAGACGUCAAAUAAUAUCAAAUUGUUUUGUUGUGUUUAUUUUUUUUUAUAUUCGCUUGCUUGUUGUCUAUAACAUAUUAUCUUCUUUAGUAUAAAAUAUAUUACAUACUUUUAAAUAAAUAUUCUAGUUACACAAAUAUGAGUUCUUUUUUAUUAUUAAAAUCAAUGUUAUUUGCAAACGCUUUGCAGUCAACACAAAAAAAGAAAAAGAGGAAGUUAAAGAGGCAUUCAAUAAAAAAAAUAAAUAUAUGUAGAAUAUGUAACUACGAAAAAGCUGAUAUUCCAAUUUUCAAUAAUUUUCUUCAACCAAACAUUCCUGAAGAAAUCAAAAAUUUUUCUGGUGUUACAAUCAACAAUUCAGACAAAUUUUCCAAACACAUGUGUCAAAAUUGUUUGGAUCUCCUAAAUGGCUGCAUUACUUUUAGAGACAUGUGUCAGAGGACCAACAAACAAAUUAUUGAAAUGUCUAUAAAGAAAGAAUUCAAUGAUUACGAAAGUAGAAUAAAAGGCGAGAGUGAUGACUCAUACAAUGUUCCUUCUCCAUCAUUCUCAGAAGAUAAUUCGGAAAUCUUGGGGUGUACUAACUGUUGCAAAGAAUUUUGUAAUCUGGAUACAUACAACGAUCACCUACCAAAUUGCAAUACGAGAACACCCAAAGACCCAAAGCCUCCUGAGAAAGUAACAAAGAAAAGAUUUCUAUGUGAUGUAUGUGGAAAAACUGCAUUUUCAAAUGCUAAUUUAUUAGUUCAUAUGGGGACCCAUGAAAACAUUUUCCCAUUCAAAUGUGAUGUUUGUCCAUACAAAGGUCGUACGAUGGAUCUACUAAGAGUACAUAAAAGGUCACACAUGACAGACAAGCCGUACAAAUGUACGCAAUGUCCAAAGGCAACGACGACAUCAAGUAAUUUAGCUAAACACAUGCGACAUGUGCAUAGUACUACUAGACCUUAUAAGUGUAGCUAUUGUGACAAAGCAUUUUCAUAUCAACACGAUAUGAAAAGGCACAUAAAAGACAUACAUCUCCGGCAAGGCACUGUAAAAUGCGAUGUUUGCUUCAAGAAGUUCAAUACCAAAAAAAUUUUACAAGGGCAUCGUUGGAAAAUUCACAAAAUCAAAGGCGAAAGGCAGGGCCGUUUGCCGUCAUAUUUACAACACCAGACAGAAGAUUCUAGUGAAAAUAAUAUUAAUAAAUCUGACACAACAUGCUAGUAUUAACAUAAUUAAAUUAAAUUACUGAAGGGUCUGUACCUACUUGCGUUGAUUUUAUAGUUUAUUAAAUGAAUAUUCUAAAGUAGGUGUAACUAUAUACUAAUUAAUAAUGUCAGAUCCCGAUAUUUGACAAUAUAAUAGACCCCAAGGUCUAUUUAGUGAAGGAAAAGAUAUUUAAUCACCAUAUCAGUCGUUAACUGUUUACUGCUGAACAUAUUCCUCCCUCAUAAAGAUUUUGCCAGUAGUUGUCGCUACGCUUGGCAUGAGGGUUGGCAACCGCAGUUAGCCUUUGGUGAUGUUUUAAUAGUAAGUUAUUUAUUCUUUAUUUAUUACAGUUACAAAAUUUACAAAAUCAUUUAAAUAUACAGUUAGUACUAAAAUUUUAUAACUUUAAUAAUCUGAUGUGUUUUUCGCGUCUGAAAUGUAUUUAUUUAUUUUUUCAUAAUAACGAAAAAAUACUCGUAGUUUCUUUUCAGUAAAUAACAAUAUUUCAAACUCAGUCUCGACACAUAUAUAUAAAUAAAACUCCAUUGCCAAAUGUAUGUAAGUGCGUCACUUCAGAGCGGCUUUACCUGUUUGACUAUUUUUUUUUUUUAUUGUUUGUAAUUGUCAGGACAAGUUUGUAUGAAUGAAAAUGUUUAAAAAAAUCGUACGAAAAACUAAAAUUUUUUAAUGAAAAAUUAGGGAAGAUUUGGAUACAUUUUCCUCAUUGAUACAACCGUACAAAACCGGAGCGGGCAACUAGUACAAUAAUAAACAGAUGUAAGUCUUAUAAAAAAAAAAGUUUAUUUGAAUAAAGAUAAUUUCUAUUGUAAACUUUUUGCCCGUUCUUCUGUACUCGUGGUUGUCAAGAGUAAAGAAUCCAAUAAGACGGACCACUUUUUGAUAGCAUACCAAGAUAAAACGUAUACCAGAUUUUAAUUAAACCUUCAGGAACACUACGGUGAAAACUGCAUCCAAUCGCAAAAACUACUGCACCAAGCAACCGGUUCCUACAUCACGUAAAUGCAAGCAGACAGACAAGAUGUCUAAAAAUAAUUAUUUUGCCUCUAUGAUCUCAUAUAAUAUUUUCUUAAACAUCUCCCAUGUAGUGAUUUACAAUUUUAUUAUAUUAGUAAGAUACAUUGAAAGCAGUGUAUAGGUACGCCGUUGAUUUUUUUAAACUUAUUCUAAUUUAAUCAUGAUUAAUUGCAAUUUCUUUCCCUUAUGUUCAGACAUUUAAAGGGUUUAAAAUCAAUGGAUCUUAAAAUAAUUCAAUUAUUUAUUAUUGUAUUUAUUAAACUUAGUAGCCUAUAUUUAGCACAAUACAACAUUAUUUUACUUUAAUUAUUAUGACAAAGUUGAAAAUUAAACUGUAUUUAUAUAGAAAUUCAAUUUUAUAUCCAGCCAAUACUAGUUAUUUUAUUACAGCCAAUACUCAUAUCUUUAAUUG